GUGAUGAAGAAGUCAAGAAGUUUACCCAAUCACAUGCCAGCAAGGAUCAGCGGCACCAAUGAAAGUGUUUUAACCAUAAUUCUUCUCCGUUUGCCUGUGAAGUCUCUAAUCAUAUUCCGUAGGGUAAGCAAACAAUGGUCUUCUCUUAUCUCCGAUCCAUACUUUUGUCACUCUCAUACCAUAUAUAGUAUUAAAAAGAACCCCAGUUUUCUUUCCCCUUCUGGUUUCUUCAUCUAUAACUCCUUAUAUAAUCAAUUCCUUUCUUUUUCUUUAUCUAGAAAAAGAAGUAAACCUUCUUUGCCUUCCCUUUCGUUUUUAGGCCAAAAUUGUAAGAUUUUACAGUCAUGCAGUGGCCUUUUACUCUGUCGUUUGAACUGUGGAACCUUCUGUGUUUGCAACCCCACAACAGGGAAAUUCAAGAUUCUUCCAUCCGCUAAGGUGGACGGUGAAUUCUCUUGGAUAAGUCCAUUUACACUUGCUUUUGAUCCUUCUCGAUCGCCUAAUUAUAGAGUUGUUUGUUUCAAGAGGAUUAAGAAAGAAUCACCUGAACCAACAGGAAGUUACUAUUUUUUGAUAUUUAUAUAUUUAUCUGAGAUGGAUAUCUGGAAAUCUAGCAAUACUUUUGAAGUGAACAUGUGCCCAGACAUGGCUGCGGGAAUCUUCUCAAAUGGUGUUGUUCAUUGGGCUUGCCAUGAACAGUACAUCCGGUUCGAUAUGAAUGAGGAGAAGGUGAUGCUAAUGAGAUUGCCAUUUGUUUAUGUGUUUAAUAAUGAACAUUCAUGGGAAAUUGGCUGCCUUUGGCAAUGGCAUGACACUAUCUAUUCAGCUAUGAAAAGUGAGGAGAAUUUUAGUUUGCAUGAGCUGGAUCAAGCUACUUUAAAAUGGAUUCCGCACAAGUAUUACCUUGCUUCCUAUAGUCUUGCGAAAAUAGCAUAUCGUGCAGUUACGAAGGAAGGGACAGAGGCACACAAAUACGAUCGAAGAGAGCGCAAGUUCUCUGUAAUUGCUUUGGUCAAGGGAGACAAGGAAAAGGAUACUGCAGUAUUGAUAGCCAUUUUUGGCAAAGUCAUUUCCUAUAACUUUGCACGGAGGAAGAUUAAAAUCAUUCUUGACUUGGGAUUGCCGAGUGAUAUUGCGAGAGAUGUAUGUUGUAAUUGCCUUAGUGCUUAUCAGUAUGUUCAAACUCUGUCUUCUGUUUGACAGUGUGUUUUUUCUUCAAAUAGCUACAGUUUGGGUGUUAGCAUGAAAUCUGCUACUUCUUCCUUUGUGUACUUGCAUUUCUAAGAGGAACAACGUCUUCAUUUCU
Molecule: messenger RNA, 1306 nt
Organism: Nicotiana attenuata
Lineage: Eukaryota; Viridiplantae; Streptophyta; Magnoliopsida; Solanales; Solanaceae
Product: F-box protein At5g07610-like
Exons: 1
Coding region: 4-1200 (398 amino acids)
Molecular function (GO): protein binding
Source: RefSeq, a predicted model, not a curated record